Messenger RNA from Aspergillus niger, 801 nucleotides. RefSeq lists its product as uncharacterized. NCBI's taxonomy places the organism in Eukaryota, Fungi, Ascomycota, Eurotiomycetes, Eurotiales, Aspergillaceae. The coding region runs from base 1 to 801 and encodes 266 amino acids. The record is from RefSeq and is a predicted model, not a curated record. Gene Ontology annotation, molecular function: transmembrane monodehydroascorbate reductase activity. The transcript has 4 exons.
AUGGCUUCUGCUACGGGUAUCCCCCAAGAACAUCCCGACACCAUCCAGGAGCAGGAGGAUGCGCCCCUGCUGCAUACCCCGGGAAAUGUGCCCCAGAAAGAAAACGCUGCUAUCUACCAGAACCUCUUCACAGCUAAUGCUCGUUACAUUAUUAGGCACGGCCAGUGCAGCUCAAGUCGGAAUCUGGAUGCUGGCCAUCCUCGUCUGGACGGGUAUCUUAUCUCACCCGUUGAUAUUCUUCUCCGCUCAUCCCGUAAGUCAUCAUCACCACAUUCACUAGUUAUUAUUACCAUCACGGCUAUCCCACUCCUCAACUCCGCUGCCAUUCUGCUUCAAGUCCAAGCCACUCUCAUCCUCCAACCCACCACCACUCCUCACCAAAAGCGCCUCGGAACCAUCAUCCAUUACAUCAUCCAGACCCUCAGCCUCCUCGGUUUCAUCACUGCUUUCAUCAUCAUCGAGAUCAACAAGGGCGACCAUGCUCGCUUCACCUCCCCGCACGGCAUCCUAGGUCUCAUCACCUACAUCUUCAUUAUCCUACAGGUCCUGGUAGGUGUCGUGCAGUAUUUCGUCCCCGUCCAGGUCUUGGGUAGUGUGGAGAAGGGCAAGAGCAUCUACAAGUACCAUCGCAAGUCAGGCUACGUGUUGCUGCUCUUGGAGCUGGCAACUGUCUCGGCGGCAACUCAGACUACCUACAAUCUCAACGUGUUGAGUAUUCCGUUGUGGGGAGUAUUGGUGGCCUCGGUCUUGGUUAUCCUGGGGUUGGGAGCGAGGAUCAAGAAGCAUAAGUUGGGGUUGUAA